CGGUUGUUUAAAGUAUUCAAAUAGAUAGAGAACCAUUUAGAGGAACUCUAUACAUAGAGGAUCCAGCAGCGUCCUCUAAAUUUAGAGGACCGUUUAGAGGACGUUGUUGGAGGGGUAGAGGACGUCCUCAUCCUCUAAAUUUAGGGUACAGGAGCAUUUAGAGCUCCUUGUUGGAGCUAGUCUAAGGACGGAGGGAAAAACAAGGCCGCAGGCCCGCAGCUCCGCGCGAACAACAGCCAACCACCCACCUCACGUCGCGACCUGCGAGCUCCACCUCCGGCCUCCGCCCGCCCGCCCACACCACCAACGCCCGGAAUAGGCAGUUGCAGUUGCAGCAGCAGCCAGCCAGACCCGCCCCGCCAUCGUAGGAGGAGGCCCAUGCCGCGGGGGCAGCAGGGGGCAGGGUAGAAUGGGCAACGUCACGUCGUCGGUGGCGGCGCGGUUGGCCUUCUUCCCGCCGGAGCCGGCGACGUACGGCGUCGAGCCCGCGGACCAGGACGGUGCUGGCGCCGGCUCUCUGCUGCGGAUGACGGGGGUGUCGCCGGACGCGGGCGUCGAGGUGCGCGCGCUGCCCACCAGGGCCGGCACGCGCGUCGUCUCCGCCUUCUGGCGCCACCCCGCGGCGCGGCUCACGCUGCUCUACUCCCACGGCAACGCCGCCGACCUCGGCCAGAUGCUCGGCCUCCUCCUCGAGCUCCGCACGCACCUCCGCGUCAACAUCAUGAGCUAUGAUUAUUCAGGCUAUGGUGCCUCUACAGGAAAACCAUCAGAGUACAACACAUACAAUGACAUAGAGGCCGUUUAUGAUUGCUUGAAAAAGGAGUAUGGGAUAGAAGAAGAGGAUUUAAUCUUGUAUGGGCAAUCAGUUGGAAGUGGACCGACAUUGCAUUUAGCCUCACGUCUGGAAAAUAUAAGAGGGGUUGUGCUUCACAGUGGUAUACUCUCUGGCAUACGGGUUCUGUAUCCAGUCAAAGUGACACUUUGGUUCGACAUCUUCAAGAACAUCGACAAAAUAAAGCAGGUUGACUGCCCUGUGUUGGUCAUACAUGGCACAGCCGAUGAGAUCGUGGACUUCACGCAUGGCAAGCGGCUGUGGGAGCUAGCCAAGGAGAAGUACGAGCCGCUGUGGAUCAAAGGCGGUGGGCAUUGCAACCUGGAGACGUACCCGGAGUACAUCAGGCACCUGCGCAAGUUCAUAAACGCCAUGGAGAAGCUGGCAAAGGACAGCAAGGCGGCCAGGGCGCCGCCGCCGUCGAGCAUGGCCGACGAAGUAAGACGCACCAAGUGCUUGAGAUUCGGGAAGAGAUGAGGCUGGCGGCGAGGCCAUGCGGGUCUCGGCCGUCUUUAGCUGCGUACGCCAGUCACUAACCCCCUGCUGCAUUGCAUUGCAUUGCUUUGCUGCUGCUCGUGCCGUGUGCAAGUCGAAGGAGCGAUGUCACUGGUCGUCGAUGAGGAAGGAAGGGACUAAGGAAAGCAGGCAGAUGAAUGGGGAUUGUUUGCCUGUUGAGUUGUACGUGCUGCUCUCUCUGCAGACGUCGACGACCUGGGAAGGAAACGCAGCAGCAACCCUAGGUCAUGUAUGAUCCGUGUGAGCUGAGUUCAGAGUAGAGUAGACAGAAAGACCUGUGGCUGCUGCAGUGUGCUGCAGAUCGGGAGAUGCCUUUGCUUUCCUAGUGGUUGUGCAAAGGAAUUCGUAGCGUAAUUUUUCUUUCUCAUUUUUCCUACCUGUAUUGUAGUCACUGUGCAAAGGAAUUCGUUUUGAUUGAUUGAUUGGUUGCUGCAACAAA
Messenger RNA from Zea mays, 1787 nucleotides. RefSeq lists its product as uncharacterized. Bases 410 to 1309 code for a protein of 299 amino acids. NCBI's taxonomy places the organism in Eukaryota, Viridiplantae, Streptophyta, Magnoliopsida, Poales, Poaceae. The transcript is spliced from 5 exons. The record is from RefSeq and is a predicted model, not a curated record.